AUGGAGGCAGUGACUGCUGCUCCACAUUGCUGGCUGCUUCUCAUUGUAUUGAUCGUGGCAGUGAUGCUGUUACUGGGGAUGAAACGUUUACCACUGCUUGUUCAUAAAACAAUUGCCAGAACCAUUGUGUUACAAGAAAGCAUCGGCAAAGGUAGGUUUGGGGAAGUUUGGAGAGGCAAGUGGUGGGGAGAAGAAGCUGCUGUGAAGACAUUCUCUUCUAGGGAAGAACGUUAGUAGUUCUGAGAAGCAGAGAUUUAUCAGACUGUGCUGUUAUGCCAUGAAAACAUCCUAGGAUUUAUAGCAGGAGACAACAAAGACAAUGGCACAUGGACUCAGGGGUGGCUGGUGUCGGAUUACCAUGAGCAUGGAUCAUUUUUUGAUUUCACUCUGUCCACAGCAAGCAGUCUUGCCCAUCUUCACAUGGAGAUUGUUGGUACCCAAGGAAAGUCAGCUAUUGUUCACAGAGAUUUGAAAUCAAAGAAUAUCUUGAUAAAGAAGAAUGGAACCUGUUGUGUUGCACACUUGGGACUGGCUCUGAGACAUGAUUCUGCCACAGACACAAUUGAUAUUGCUCCAAACCACAGAGGAGUCAAAAAAAACCCUGCAGUGAAUCAUGACUAUGCCUAA
Peromyscus californicus insignis is the source of this 627-nucleotide messenger RNA. Its product is annotated as TGF-beta receptor type-1-like. Gene Ontology annotation, cellular component: plasma membrane; activin receptor complex. The transcript has a single exon. Gene Ontology annotation, biological process: heart development; transforming growth factor beta receptor signaling pathway; activin receptor signaling pathway. Gene Ontology annotation, molecular function: transforming growth factor beta receptor activity, type I; SMAD binding; ATP binding. The record is from RefSeq and is a predicted model, not a curated record. NCBI's taxonomy places the organism in Eukaryota, Metazoa, Chordata, Mammalia, Rodentia, Cricetidae.